Gracilinanus agilis (Agile Gracile Mouse Opossum) is the source of this 4078-nucleotide messenger RNA. It is a transcript of the gene NEK7, whose product is annotated as NIMA related kinase 7. The coding region runs from base 231 to 1139 and encodes 302 amino acids. Gene Ontology annotation, biological process: protein phosphorylation. NCBI's taxonomy places the organism in Eukaryota, Metazoa, Chordata, Mammalia, Didelphimorphia, Didelphidae. The transcript has 10 exons. Gene Ontology annotation, molecular function: protein kinase activity; ATP binding. The record is from RefSeq and is a predicted model, not a curated record.
GCUUCUCUUGGUGCGCCGAGCGGGUGCCCAAACCUGCAGCGUCCGGAGGGGGCGGGCGGGGAGUGAGGAGGUCAAUCGGCUCGGGACCCCAGAGUCACAGCCCCUGGCCCCGGCGGGCCUUUCUCAGGCCGCGCCCCGCAGAGCCGCCGCCAGCCACCGGUGUCAGGACCCACACGGGUGAGGGGGGAAAACUCUCAACUUCCUGAAUUUCAAACUUUUUACUUUGUACAAUGGAUGAACAGUCACAAAGCAUGCAAGGGCCACCAGUUCCACAAUUUCAGCCACAGAAGGCCUUACGACCUGACAUGGGCUAUAAUACAUUGGCCAAUUUUCGAAUAGAAAAGAAGAUUGGCCGUGGACAAUUCAGUGAAGUUUACAGAGCAGCUUGUCUCUUGGAUGCAGUGCCAGUGGCUUUAAAAAAGGUGCAGAUAUUUGAUUUAAUGGAUGCCAAGGCUCGUGCUGACUGCAUCAAAGAAAUAGAUCUCCUUAAGCAACUGAACCAUCCCAAUGUAAUUAAAUAUUAUGCUUCAUUUAUUGAAGACAACGAACUUAACAUAGUUCUGGAGUUAGCAGAUGCUGGUGAUCUCUCUAGAAUGAUAAAGCAUUUUAAGAAACAAAAAAGGUUGAUUCCCGAAAGGACAGUUUGGAAAUAUUUUGUUCAGCUCUGCAGUGCAUUGGAACAUAUGCAUUCCCGACGAGUUAUGCACAGAGAUAUAAAACCAGCUAAUGUGUUUAUUACUGCCACAGGAGUAGUAAAACUUGGAGAUCUUGGACUGGGCCGAUUUUUCAGCUCUAAAACCACAGCUGCACAUUCUUUAGUCGGUACACCUUACUACAUGUCUCCAGAGAGAAUACAUGAAAAUGGAUACAACUUCAAAUCUGACAUCUGGUCUCUUGGCUGUCUGCUAUACGAGAUGGCUGCAUUGCAGAGUCCCUUCUAUGGAGACAAAAUGAAUUUGUAUUCUCUGUGUAAGAAGAUAGAACAGUGUGACUACCCACCUCUUCCUUCAGAUCAUUAUUCAGAGGAACUACGGCAAUUAGUAAAUAUGUGCAUCAACCCAGAUCCAGAGAAGCGACCAGAUAUAACCUAUGUUUAUGAUGUAGCAAAACGGAUGCAUGCAUGUACUGCAAGCAGCUAAACACAUGGCAGAUCAUGAAGAAGAGAACCAGAAAUUUUUCAAGUAUUUUUGUGCAGAUCAUACCUCCCCUAUAUUGUCUGUAUGCUAAGUUUAGUUUUUCAUAGCUGACUGGUGUGUUCUGAAUCCUUAACCAAUUUUCAUUUCAGCUUCAUUUUGUACCAAUUUGUACCAAAUAUUUCCUUAUGUAUACAAAAAAAAACAUUUGGGGAAUGAGGACAUUUUUAAUAUUAGAACUUAGAAAGAAAUAGAACUUUCUAAUUUGGAAUUGUUAAAUGUUUUCAAAACAGUUUUGAUUUUUCCUGCAGAUAAAAUUGUGUUCAGAUAUGCAUCAAGUGCCAAAAUUCUGAUGGUGGAGCUUGGCGCAUGUCAUAUUAGACUUAUUACCCAAGGCAAAAUCUCUAAGCGUGUUUCAUCAUUCAUGGAUACUUUGGCUAAGCACAAUUGUGAACUUUUAAAUAAUUGUAUAAUUUUUAAAAGUUGGAGGUAUAUGUUAUAGUUUUUAAUGUAUUGCCGUUUUGAAAUUAACUUCUCUGAUUGUAGACAUAAAACUGUUUGAACAUUUGUAAUUUCUCAGCUUAUGUGUGAAAAAAUGUAUAUCUGAAAUGUGAAAGUUUUGGGGGGGUGGGAUGUAAGUUGGACACUGCUGAGUUUAUGUAAUUCUAUCUUUUCCUUUCCUUAAAAUGGCAUAAAUGGAUCCAUAAAAAAAUGGUUAAGGAUUUGUUUGGCUGGUGUGAUACCCAUUUUAAAAUUUGCACGUUGCCCAAGGCUUUCUGUGUGUUUUUAUUGUUGUUUGUACAUUUUAAAACAUAUUUCUUUGAAUGACUUUGCAGUACUAUAUUUGAAUUCCUUUAUCAAUUUUAAAUGCAUUUAAUUCAUUAACCCAAUGACAAAAUAUAACUGUGCACUAUAAUGUAAGCAUAUGUUUUUAUUCCUAUAUUUCCUGAUUUGUAAGAUCUGUCCCUUUCAGAAAUAUUUUUUAUAUUCUCCAACAGUUGCUUUCUUAUUUAUAUUUUUAAAGUUCAUUUUAUUCAUUAAUGUUUCAAUUGUGCAGAGAACAUGCUGAUGAUACCCUUUUUAAGUACGUUCAGUUUACCAGUAAUUUUCUUGAAUUGAAUAGCAAGUUCAGUAUAUGUUCUUUUACUUUUUAAGAUAUUGGUCAUUGUGUAUACAUAAAUGAUUAUUUUGUUUUCAUGGAGAGGAAGAAAGGACACAUUUUGUAAUGCACCUGUGGAUGUUGAUGCAAAAAGCUUCAACUAUUUGAAUAUUGAGAUAGUAUUUUAGCAUAUGUUUAAAGAUAUAAAAGUAUUUGUUUACUUCAACCCAAAUUUUUAUGAGAUCAUUUUUGAUGAGAAGAUUCAAGAGAAGUCCUUUGUUCUGUCCAUCACAUAUGAAAAUAACACCAUUUAAAAGUUUCUUUUAGGUUAAAGAAAUCUAUUAAAGUAUAAAUACUGUCUUGGCAUGUUUUUGAUCUAAUGUGCAGUAGACAGUUGUACCCAGUGCCUUGAAUAGAAUUUUUGAGCCAAUGGAAAAUGUUAAGUUUAGUCAUCACAAAGAAACACAGUGCUACUGUAAAACAUUGGAAAAGGUUGUAUUGUUAACAUUGAAGCUUCGUGUGCAGUAAGGACUAAGGAUUAAGGACACUAGAGGACAAUCUUGCCCAUCAUUUUUAAUAUACUUUCCCUUACAAGGUUGUGAAAAUCUUAUCCUUGAAUUUAUAGGCAGGUUUUCAAUCAAUUUUUAAACUUCAAAAUUCAUAAAGUAUACAUGAUGUAAAAAUGAUUUUAUCUUUCAAAAAAUUAGUCUAUGACAUUUGGGGUUCUAAUAGGUUAAUUUUAAUGUUGGGGGGAAAUUACAUGUCUUUUACCCUGAAAGUAAAUUCAAUUUAUUUCUUUUGCCCUGACUAUACUUUUAGGCAUCUAUAGAAAUUUAUCUGUAGAAUUAUGAACUGAAUCAUUUUAGUUGACCAUUGAUGUCAUAUUCAUUUUAAUGUUGCAGUAAAAGUGAUUGAGAUGAAGUGUUUUCUUGUUGGAACUGGUUGCUCUCCCCUUCCUCCAGUCUUUUAAAAACACAUGGGUCUAAAAUUCAUUAGCUUGACUAUCCACUGCAUUGUACAGAAAAAUUUGGCCAUUCUUAAUAUUAUCUGUCUGCUAGAAGACUAUAUCAGGGAAGAAGGUAAUGCUUGAGGAAUAUCCUUACCACAUUUUAUAUGUUGGAGCUAUAUGUUUCAUAGAUUGUAUCAUUAUUUUGACUUAAACGUGCAUAUUAUUUUCUGAAAAAAAACCACUGUUAAAAGUCAAAUUUUAAUUUUCAAAAGUAUCAUUUCGAAGAAAUUAUGAAGAUGAUUAUAAGUUGGUUGGCUUUCUAAAUGCAAAAUGUUCUCUUUAUAUUUCGGCUUAUGAUUAAACUGUUAUAUUGACUAAACUAAGCAGUUACAUUGAUUUCAGAAGCAAUACAAUGAAAGGUACAUCUGAUUCUAACACUUAAAUGUGGUAACAGUUACCAAGACAAUAAAAAUUUGGCACAAAUUUUUUCAUACACAGUUUACAAAGAAUGAAUAAAAAGUGCUCGAUAGUGUGAUGAUUGUCAAUUUAGUAAAAAUUAUUAAAACCAUUUCAUGAAUGCCUUACCAUUCUAAAUAGUAUCUAUUACAAAACACCUUGCUGGUAUUCAUAUACUGUAGGUGUUGCUGUCAACAUUUACCAUUAUAUUUAUUUUAUCCAAAAAUGUUAUUUGCAUUAAAUGUUUAUUCUUUAAAAUGAAUGUAUUAUGUUUAUAACCUACAAAUGCAUCACUAUUCUGUGCCUCAUUUCGGUAGUACUGUAACAUUGACUUUUUUUGUGAAAUACUUUUAUUUUGUUAAUGCUUUAAAUACACAUGCUAAAAUUAUUCUCUUACUAGCUUGAAGACUAUACAAUAUCCUAAUAUAAAUAAAAAUAUAA